GACGGACACAGUUUGUCUUCUUCCCCUUUAAGUUGGUGCGUCUGCAGUCUCUGUGUGUGUUUGCGCACCUGACAUUCUGCAGCUGAGCGAGUGACCGCAGCGCCUUCCAACCACCGACCAAUCACAGGCGCGAACACAAACGCUGCCGUCUCUGAUUGGUGUGCGCUUCUGUCAAUCACAGCUCUGUGCUCCGGAGGACUUGACUCGGGGCUGCAGGAGAGACGCUGCUGAUGGCCUUUGAUCACCCAGGUGAUGAAUAUCCACCCUGUUCGUUCGCUAUAGGCCGUCCCUGACAUGAGACUAGUCCCACGAGACAACUGCCAACUGAAUUUAAGAGCGUGAUUCAUUAAAAUGGCUCUCAUAAUGGAAGGCACACACACAGUGCUGCGUCUGUACAAACCCAUCCAGGAGAUGUGUUUCAUCAGCCUUUACUUUCCUGCCAGGAAACCUCGAGCUUACUCACGUGAUGACUUUGCCUCGCACGAAGUCCAGCCUUCGUACAGAUAUCAGCGUGACCUGAGGGAUGAAGACCUCGCCAGGACUAAACAAAGACACCAGUCUUACGAAUCAGCUGCCAAAGUCUCCCAGUCCUGUGAGGGAAGAAAAGGAGCGAUCGAGCAGCUUCACUGGCUGACCUCAGAACACGCUCAGUUGCUGACGGAUGUCUUGUCUUUAUGCGGUGACUGCGCAGACAGACUCAGAAUGGGUAAUCAGGACGGGAGACUCCUGGAGCAACUGGAAGGACAACAUCUCGGACAUGACAUUAGCAGCGGUCACCUGUCUUUAUCCCCAGAACGUAAGAGAGCAGCCUCCAGGGUUCGCAGGUUAAAAAAAUUAGGUUCUAAGAGGACGGACAGUGCAAAGUUUUUACAGAACAAGAUGAAAAAGAAGGUGAAGAGCGUAACCACCUCAGAGUUUUCGGUAACCUCACUGCCCAUCCCUGAGGAUCACAAAGCACCUGAAGCAGACACUUCAGGAUCCGGCUCUUACGUCAGUGUAUCCGGUGAGGCCCUUCUGCCCAUGGACGAGCACUUUCACAUCACCCACGACGGCUGGGAUUUCAUGGAGGAAUCUCGUAUGUUUGAGACAGAAAUAAGUGUCUGCUCUGACCCGGUGGAGUUUGAUAAUCGGCUGUGCCUGGGGUACAGAAGCGCCUCUUGUCAUCCAGUAGAUGAAGAAUCUGUUCACGACCUACAUCAGACCGAGGAAAACAGCAGUAAAUAUCAGGAGCAGGAGAAACAGUCUGGAGAUCAGCCAUAUGACGAUGAAGUCAACCUUAAGUGUAAAGCUGUGGAUAAUCUAAGAGUCAAAAACAUGAAGGCCAAAGAGAUUCAGGAAGAGACCGAACACUUUAGAGAGAGUUUUAUUCAGGAACACGAGAGGAACGGGCCAUCAGAAACAAUGACCUUAACGCUAUCAUCCCCCAUUGAUGCUAACACGAGAACCUCAAACCUUCGCUCCUGGACCAAGAGUCCCACGUCAUGCUCUCUGUCUGGGGUUUUCAAUUUGUCUUAUCCUCAAACCAACAGUCUCAUGAGUAUGUCACCCAUCCUGUCACCUUUAACCUCUAAACUGCCCAGUCCCCAAAUGAACCAUCGUAUUGUGUUGCUACCAGAGGAGGACGAGGGAAACAAACGCUCCUCUAGAGACGAGCACGAAACCACUACAGAGGUUAUGGAUAAAAAUGGAAACCGGAGGAUGGUCACGAGGCUGGAUCUGAACCUGUGUGAAUCCAGUGUCAUGAUCUCAGAAAACACUGUGUUGCGACCAGAGGACAUCUGGAUGUUAGAUGGUGAUGACUCUAUUUCCCAGGAGUCUUUGUGUCGGCCCAACAGACCUGAUCGCCUGGAGUUCCUGAGAAUCACCCCUCCAGAGGAUGACAUCAUCAGUGACACUCCAUAUUACCCAAAGUUUGGAGUAACAUCUGAGGUCACAUCUCCAUCAGAUGGUGAAGACAAAACCCCUGGACGUCUCCAUGCCGUCUGGCCUCCACCCAAACCCAAGGAUUCAGAGGAGAAGGUGGGCCUGCGUUACACUGAAGCAGAGCAUCAGGCCGCCCUCCUUCAUCUCAAGAGAGAAUCUAAAGAAGACCUGGAGAAACUUCACGCGGACUUUGAGCUGCAGAUUUUUCAGAUUCGAGGGGAGCAUGCGGAGGCGGUGUCCCGUCUGGAGGCCAUCAUCUCCAGGAUGCAGCGCGAGCGGUCGUACAACAUCAUACAGGAGCGCGGUGAGAUGCAGGAGGUGGCCGUCUCGACCGAGGACGAUGUGCCGCCCAAAACCUUCCGCACCGUGUGUGUUCAGACCGACCGCGAGACCUUCAUCAAAUCUCCUGAUGGUGACAUUACCAAACCGAAGUUGAACACCAGUGGCAGCCUGCCCAAAAAACUGGACCUGGACUCCAUCACGUCGAGUUUGGGUGUAAUUCCAGGAGCCCCCCCGCCUCCUCCACCUCUUCCUGGUCAGCCCUUUGCCCCGCCUCCUCCACCUCCUCUUCCAGGUCAGCCCUUCGCCCCGCCUCCUCCACCUCCUCUUCCCGGUCAGCCCUUUGCCCCGCCUCCUCCACCUCCUCUUCCCGGUCAGCCCUUUGCCCCGCCUCCACCUCCUCCCUUACCUGGAUUCGCACCUGGACCGCCACCCCCUCCGCCCCUCCCUGGUGCCCCUCCACCUCCGCCUCCCCCACCAGGUCUACCGGGAGCCCCCCCGCCCCCUCCACCAAUGCCGGGCAUGGGGGGCCCUCCUCCACCUCCAGCUUUCGGGGGCUUCGGGUUCGGAAUGGUGGCCGAAAUAACGCCACGUAAGCCGGCCUUGGAACCGGCGUGUCCCAUGAAACCUCUGUACUGGACACGAAUUCAGAUUCAGGAUAACAAUAAUAGCACACUCUGGAAUGCUCUGGAGGAGCCUGAUAUUGUAAACACUGAAGAGUUUGAGGAGUUGUUCUCUAAAGCCACUGUACAGGCCAAAAAGAAACCUCUGUCAGAUAAAUAUGAGAAGAAGACCAAAGCAAAGAAGCUUAUCAAACUGCUUGAUGGCAAACGUUCCCAGGCUGUGGGAAUAUUAAUAUCCAGUCUACACCUGGAGAUGAAGGACAUUCAGCAAGCUGUCCUCACUGUGGAUAACUCUGUAGUUGACCUGGAGUCUAUUGAAGCUUUAUAUGAAAAUAGAGCUCAAGCUGAGGAGCUGCAGAAGAUCAAGAAACAUUACGAGACGUCUACAGAAGAUGAAGUGAAACUUCUGGAUAAACCUGAGCAGUUCCUGUACGAGCUCUCACAGAUACCAGAUUUCGCCAGUCGUGCUCACUGUAUUAUAUUUCGCUCAGUCUUUAUGGAUUCGGUGUCUUCUGUUCGGCGUAAGGUGGAGAUCAUCUCGACCGUCUGCACGGCUCUUCUGGAGAACGAUGCUGUUAAAGAUGUGAUCGGUCUCAUCUUGGCCUUUGGAAAUUAUAUGAACGGUGGAAACAGAAGUCGAGGUCAGGCUGAUGGGUUUGGACUUGAGAUUCUGCCAAAACUAAAGGAUGUCAAGAGCAGGGACAAUCGUAUAAGUCUUGUGGAUUAUGUGGUGUCUUAUUACCUUCGAAACAUGGACAAGGACGCUGGAACAGAUAAAAGUGUUUUCCCGCUUCCUGAACCUCAGGAUCUCUUUCACGCUGCUCAGGUCAAGUUUGAAGAUCUUUCAAAAGACCUUCGCAAGUUAAAGAAAGAGCUGACAGCUUGUGAACAGGAGGUUCAGCAGGUGUGUGAAAACUCUUCAGAGGAUCAUCUUCAACCCUUUAAAGACAAAAUGGAGUCCUUCAUUAGUACAGCACAAUCAGAGUACGCAACUGAAGAGGAGUGUCUACAAGCUGCACAGAAGAGCUUUCAGGACAUGGUGACGUACUUUGGACUCAAACCCAAGGCUGGAGAAAAAGAGGUUUCUCCAAAUUACAUCUUCAUGCUUUGGCACGAGUUCUGUAAUGACUUUAAAAACACCUGGAACCGUGAGAAUAAAAUCAUCUCUAAAGAAAGACUAAAAGAAGCUCAAGAGACCAUCCAAAAAAUCACAGCGGAUAAAAAAGUGGAGACAAAGAAGAUCAACGAAAACAGUCUGAAAGAACGACUUCGAAAGAAAGAAGCAGGUGUCUCCAGCUGAGAUCAAUCAAUCUGUCCUGACAUCAGACCUUCUAAUGACCAUUAGAUCUGUGACUGAUCUCAGAUCAGCGAUGAUGCUUUACAAUCAUUCACAUCAUAAUUAACCAACAUGUUUUAUCAUCGAGCGAGAGAUCAGUGUUGAAGUGGGACUGGUGUGUCUGAUCUGUAGGUCAUAUCUUCUUCUUUAUCUGAUCUUCAGUGCCUCAUCUGCGCUUCAGUCACAGCCUCAAAUCAAUCCAUCAAAAACUCAUCUAAUGUACAGAUUCAAUAUUAUUAUUUAAACACAUCAGGGGCCACCGUGAUGCUAUAGAUAUUUCUACUUGAACAGAAAACAAAUCACUUAAAUCAUUUGUUGAGUUUUCAAGGUUUUUGUCAGCAUUUGUUGCCUGUAGUUUUCUUUUGGCCAAAUGAUAAUUAAAUGUGAAGCACUUUUAUGCACCUGAAACCUAUGCAAUCCUGUCGGCUGAAGUCGACUCUAUGAACUUUAUCUCCACCUGUAGAUGAAUACACACAGCAGAGGGAUCUGUAUGAUGUCCACACUGAGUAUUUGGAUGAGUUUGACUUUAAUGGGCUGAUCAUACAGAAAAUAAAGAUUGUAUUUAAGACAGGGUUGAGAUGGCCUUGCUAGCAGACGUUAUACACAAAAAUGAUCUUGUUUGCCCCUUCAUUUAAUUUAUAAAUGAUGAAUAUAUGAAUGUGUACAAAUGUAUUUAAGACAAUAAGUUGUUUGCCACCGACUGUUACAUUUAAUCUUCUGUAACAUUGUUAUGGAGUCAUUUUCAUUGAAUGCAUUUGCUGAUGUUGUCUUUGAUGUUUUUUAGUCAUGUCUUAUUAGAGGAAAUAAACCCCUUUUUUUUCAUUAACUGCUGUACAAAAACAUCAAAGACAAAUGAAUUGAAAUAGUUUGACUUAACAUAAGAAAAAUCUGAAGUGUUUAUUCAUGCAGUCAUAAUAGUAUAUAUUAUUUUUAAAGAUAUUUUAGUAAACGGAUACAAUUCAGUUUCUCCGAGUAAGUCUAAAUCAAAUGAGUCCAAAGUUGUUUUUUGUAUAAAAGCCUGUGGAAAAGCUCAUAAGAAAACAAUAAAUAGUUCUUAUUUAAUUUUUAUUCAGUCUCAAACUCAGUUUUAAUUGACUUUAAGUCUGAAAUGUCCCUUAAUAUAAAAGCUCCAUGAGUUUAGAUGAAGGAUUUGAUCCUGAUCCCGUCUGUAGUCUCUGUUCAACGGCUGAUGAAGACUCUUCAUUGGGUGGAAACACAUUGGUG
This is a messenger RNA of Paramisgurnus dabryanus, 5385 nucleotides long. RefSeq names its product formin. Gene Ontology annotation, cellular component: actin filament; cytoplasm; cytoskeleton. Gene Ontology annotation, biological process: cortical actin cytoskeleton organization; actin nucleation. NCBI's taxonomy places the organism in Eukaryota, Metazoa, Chordata, Actinopteri, Cypriniformes, Cobitidae. Gene Ontology annotation, molecular function: actin filament binding; microtubule binding. The record is from RefSeq and is a predicted model, not a curated record.